Messenger RNA from Anguilla anguilla (European eel), 8238 nucleotides. Its product is annotated as filamin-C-like. The transcript has 47 exons. Gene Ontology annotation, biological process: actin cytoskeleton organization. Bases 1 to 8202 code for a protein of 2733 amino acids. Gene Ontology annotation, molecular function: actin filament binding. NCBI's taxonomy places the organism in Eukaryota, Metazoa, Chordata, Actinopteri, Anguilliformes, Anguillidae. The record is from RefSeq and is a predicted model, not a curated record.
AUGACGAGCAAUAAUACAUACUACGACCAGCAGCAGCAGCCUGAAUACUACCAGGGCACCGAUAACGGGGAAGACCAGGAAGACGAGAUGCCUGCCACCGAAAAGGACCUCGCGGAGGAUGCGCCCUGGAAGAAGAUUCAACAGAACACCUUCACCAGGUGGUGCAACGAACACCUGAAAUGCAUCAACAAGACGAUAAACGAUCUCCAGAAAGACCUGGGCGACGGGCUCAAACUAGUCGGUCUCCUGGAGGUUUUGAGUCAAAAGAAAAUGUACAGAAAAUAUCACACAAGACCCAACUUCAGGCAGAUGAAACUGGAAAAUGUAUCGGUGGCGCUGGAAUUCCUGGACAGAGAACACAUCAAACUGGUCUCCAUAGACAGCAAGGCCAUCGUGGACGGCAACCUGAAGCUGAUCCUUGGCAUGAUCUGGACGCUGAUCCUGCACUACUCCAUCUCCAUGCCCAUGUGGGAGGACGAGGACGACGAGGACCUGAAGAAGCUGACGCCCAAGCAGCGGCUGCUGGGCUGGAUCCAGAACAAGGUGCCGCAGCUGCCCAUCAACAACUUCAACAAGGACUGGAGGGACGGCAAGGCCCUGGGCGCCCUGGUGGACAACUGCGCCCCCGGUCUGUGCCCUGACUGGGAGACCUGGGACCCCAACCAGCCCGUGGAGAACGCCAGGGAGGCCAUGCAGCAGGCUGACGACUGGCUGGGGGUGCCUCAGGUGAUUGCUCCGGAGGAGAUUGUAGACCCCAAUGUGGACGACCACUCUGUGAUGACCUACCUGUCCCAGUUCCCCAAGGCCAAACUGAAACCUGGUGCCCCACUGCGCCCAAAAGUACUGCACCCCAACAAGGCCAAAGCUUACGGACCAGGCAUUGAGCCCCAUGGCAAUGUCGUGCUGAAGCCGGCCCACUUCACCGUGGAAACCUGGGAGGCGGGGCUGGGCGAGGUCAUCGUGUACGUGGAGGACCCCGAGGGACACACGGAGGAGGCCAAAGUUGUGCCCAACAACGACCCGAAACGGACCUAUUCUGUGACCUACGUGCCAAAAGUGGAGGGCCUUCACAAGGUGAAGGUGCUCUUUGCCGGGCAGGACAUUGACAAGAGUCCCUUCAUGGUCAACAUCUCCAAGGCGAUGGGAGACCCUAACAAGGUGUCAGCGCGCGGGCCAGGCUUGGAACCCGUGGGCAACGUUGCAAACAAGCCCACCUACUUCGACAUCUACACCGCAGGUGCCGGGGCAGGGGACGUCAGCGUGGUCAUCGUCGACCCUCAGGGAAAGAGGGACACGGUGGAGAUCGUUUUGGAAAACAAGGGGGACAGCACUUUCCGCUGCACCUACCGGCCCGUGCUGGAGGGACCCCACACCAUCCACGUCACCUUCGCAGGGCAGCAGAUCCCCAAGAGCCCCUUUACCGUCAACAUCUCAGAAGCCUGCAACCCCAGUGUCUGCAGGGCCACCGGGCGGGGCCUCCAGCCCAAGGGGGUGCGGGUGAAGGAGGUGGCCGACUUCAAGGUCUUCACCAAGGGGGCCGGCAGCGGGGAGCUCAAAGUGACAGUGAAGGGCCCCAAAGGUGGGGAAGAGCCGGUGAAGGUGCGGGAUGUGGGAGACGGCGUGUUCGAGUGCGACUACUACCCGGUCACCCCUGGAAAGUACACCGUCUCCAUCACCUGGGGAGGGCAGGCCAUUCCACGCAGCCCCUUCGAGGUGGAGGUCAGUGCCGAGGCAGGCUUCCAGAAGGUCCGAGCCUGGGGCCCUGGCCUGGUGACCGGAAGGGUGGGGAAGUCCGCUGACUUUGUGGUGGAGGCCAUCGGCACGGAAGUGGGGACCCUUGGGUUCUCCAUCGAGGGCCCGUCCCAGGCCAAGAUCGAGUGCGACGACAAGGACGACGGCUCCUGCGACGUGCGCUACUGGCCCACGGAGCCGGGCGACUACGCCGUGCACGUCAUCUGCGACGACGAGGACAUCAAGGACAGCCCCUUCAUCGCCCACGUCCUGCCCGCGGAAAACGACAGCUUCCCUGAGAAGGUGAAAGCCUUUGGCCCUGGCCUGGCGCCCACCGGCUGCAUCGUGAACAAGCCUGCCGAGUUCACCAUCGACGCCCGCGCUGCUGGGAAAGGCCAGCUCAAGAUCUACGCCCAGGAUGCGGAGGGAAUCGCCAUUGACAUCAAGAUCACCGACAAGGGCGACGGCACCUUCGUCUGCAUCUACAUCCCCACCAAGCCCAUCAAGCACACCAUCAUCAUCACCUGGGGCGAGGUCAACAUUCCCAACAGCCCCUUCAGGGUGAGCAUUGGGGAGGGCUGUCACCCAGAGAAGGUGAAGGUGUACGGCCCAGGCGUGGAGAAGACCGGCCUGAAGGCCAGCGAGCCCACCUACUUCACUGUGGACUGCAGCGAGGCCGGGACAGGUGACAUCAGCAUCGGGAUCAAGUGCGCGCCCGGCGUGGUGGGCCCGGCCGAGGCGGACAUCGACUUCGACAUCAUCAAGAACGACAACGACACCUUCACCGUGAAGUACACCCCUCCCGCUGCCGGUCGCUACACCAUCAUGGUGCUGUUCGCUGACAAGGAAAUUCCCAGCAGCCCCUUCAAGGUCAAAGUGGACCCGUCUCACGACGCGGGCAAGGUCAGGGCCGAGGGCCCCGGACUCAACAAGACGGGCGUGGAGGUGGGCAAGCCGACCCACUUCACCAUCUACACCAAGGGCGCCGGCAAGGCCCAGCCCAACGUCCAGUUCAGCAGCGCGGUGAAGGGCGAAGCCGUGCGCGACUUCGAGAUCAUCGACAACCACGACUACUCGUACACUGUGAAAUACACCGCCAUCCAGCAGGGAAACAUGACCAUCUCAGUUUCAUACGGGGGUAACCCGGUUCCUAAGAGCCCCUUCAAUAUCACCGUGGCCUCUGCCCUGGAUCUCAGCAAGGUCAAAGUUCAAGGGCUGAACAACAAGGUGGAGGUGGGGAGGGACCAGGAGUUCUCCAUCGACACGCGUGGGGCCGGGGGCCAGGGCCAGCUGGACGUGAAGAUCACCUCGCCCUCCCGCCGCCCAAUCCCGUGCAAGCUGGAGUCGGACGCAGCCAGCGGGACCCACUCGGUGAAGUACAUCCCCCCCGAGGAGGGGCAGUACACCGUGGACAUCAGCUACGACGGGAACCCUGUCCCGGGCAGCCCCUUCUCUGUGGAGGGGGUCAUGCCCCCUGACCCCACAAAGGUGCGCGCGUACGGUCCGGGCCUGAAGGGCGGGAUUGUGGGUAAACCCGCGCCCUUCUCCAUCGACACCAAGGGUGCGGGCACGGGCGGGCUGGGCCUGACGGUGGAGGGCCCCUGCGAGGCCAAGAUCGAGUGCCAGGACAACGGCGACGGCUCGUGCUCCGUGUCCUACCUGCCGACGGAGGCCGGCGAGUACGCCAUCAACAUCCUGUUCGCCGAGGCGCACAUCCCCGGCUCGCCCUUCAAGGCCGCCGUCCUGCCCGCCUUCGACCCCAGCAAGGUCACGGCGAGCGGCCCGGGCCUGGAGCGCGGCAAGGUCAACGAGGCCGGCUCCUUCACCGUGGACUGCUCCAAGGCCGGCGAGGCCGAGCUCACCAUCGAGAUCGUGUCCGAGUCCGGGGCCAAGGCCGAGGUGCACAUCCAGAACAACGCCGACGGCACCUACGCCAUCACCUACAUCCCGCCCUACCCCGGCGCCUACACCAUCACCAUCAAGUACGGGGGACACGCCGUGCCCAAGUUCCCCGCCAAGCUGCAGGUGGACCCCGCCGUCGACACCAGCGGGGUCAAGGUGCACGGGCCAGGGGUCGAGCCCAGAGGGGUCCUCCGUGAGGUCACCACGCACUUCAUCGUGGAUGCGCGCGCCCUGGCCAAGACCGGCGGCAGCCACGUGAAGAUCAGGAUCGUUAACCCCUCGGGCGCCAACACGGACGCCUACAUCACAGACAAAGGGGACGGGACCUACAGGGUGGAGUACACGGCGUACGAGGACGGUAUGCACCUGAUCGAGGUCCUGUACGACGACGUCGCCGUUCCCAUGAGCCCCUUCAAGGUGUCCGUGACGGAGGGCUGCGACCCCACCCGCGUGCGGGCCUACGGUCCCGGCCUGGAGGGGGGCCUGGUCAACAAGCCCAACUGCUUCACCGUGGAGACCAGGGGUGCUGGUACCGGGGGCUUGGGCCUGGCCAUCGAGGGCAGUUCGGAAGCCAAGAUGUCCUGCAAAGACAACAAGGAUGGCAGCUGCAGCGUUGAGUACAUCCCCUUCACCCCUGGAGACUACGAUGUCAACAUCACCUUCGGAGGACAUCCUAUCCCAGGCAGCCCGUUCCGGGUGCCCGUGCGGGACGUGGUGGACCCCAGUAAGGUGAAGUGUUCGGGGCCGGGCCUGGGGAGCGGAGUCAGAGCCCACGUCCCACAGACCUUCACCGUGGACACCAGCAAGGCUGGGCUGGCCCCUCUGGAGGUGCAGCUGCUGGGGCCUACAGGCACGGCUGAGCCAGUCAGCAUCAAGGACAACAGCGACGGCACACACACGGCCAACUACACCCCCGCCAGCGACGGCCCCUACACCGUGUCCGUCAAAUACGCUGACCAGGAGGUGCCCCGCAGCCCGUUUAAGAUCCGGGCGCUGCCCGCUCAUGAUGCCAGUAAGGUGCGUGCCAGUGGGCCAGGGCUCAACGCCGCGGGGGUGCCCGCCAGCCUCCCUGUGGAGUUCACCAUCGACGCCCGCGACGCCGGAGAGGGGCUGCUCACCGUGCAGAUCCUGGACCCAGAGGGGAAGCCAAAGAAGGCCAACAUCAGGGACAAUCACGACGGCACCUACACCGUGUCCUACGUGCCGGACAUGACCGGACGCUACACCAUCACCAUCAAGUACGGGGGCGACGAGAUCCCCUACUCCCCCUACCGAAUCCACGCCCUGCCCACCGGGGACGCCAGCAAGUGCCUGCUCACUGUGUCUAUUGGGGGACACGGAAUGGGCGCCGGUCUGGGACCUAGCAUUCAGAUCGGACAGCAGACGCUCAUCACCGUGGACGCAAAGGCUGCUGGGAAGGGAAAGGUCACCUGCAAGGUGUCGACUCCCGACGGGGCGGAGCUCGACGUCGACGUGGUGGAGAAUUCCGACGGCACCUUCGACAUCUACUACACCGCCCCGGAGCCCGGGAAGUACGUCAUCACCAUCCGCUUCGGAGGAGUGAACAUUCCCAAGAGCCCCUUCCACGUGGUGGCCUGUGAAUCCAUUCCUAUAAUCGAGGAACCGUGCGACAGCCAGCAGUUACAACCGCCCUACUCUCCAUACCAGGGCUACCCCCCCCAAUGGGCAACAGAGGAGCCCGUUGUCCCCAUUGACACCAAGGAGCCCAUGCUCCGCCCCUUCCACCUGGUCAUCCCCUUCACCGUGCAGAAGGGAGAGAUCACAGGUGAGGUUCGCAUGCCCUCAGGUAAGAAGGCUCGCCCUCACAUCACAGACAACAGGGACGGAACAGUGACCGUGAAGUACUCCCCCACCGAGAGGGGCCUGCACGAGAUGGACAUCAAGUAUGAAGGCAACCACAUACCAGGAAGUCCACUGCAGUUCUUCGUGGACGCCCUUCACAGCGGUCAUGUGACAGCCUACGGCCCCGGGCUGACCCACGGCAUAGUCAACAGGCCCACCACGUUCACCAUCAUCACCAAGGACGCCGGCGAAGGUGGUCUGUCUCUGGCUGUGGAGGGUCCCUCCAAGGCGGAGAUCACCUGCAAGGACAACAAAGACGGCACCUGCACCGUGUCUUACCUGCCCACCGCCCCGGGCGACUACAACAUCAUCGUCAAGUUCGACGACAAGCACAUCGCUGGCAGCCCGUUCACCGCCAAGAUCACAGGGGACGACUCCAUGAGGACGUCGCAGCUCAAUGUCGGCACGGCGACCGACGUCUCGCUGAAGAUCAUGGAGACGGACCUGAGCUCGCUCACGGCCAGCAUCCGAGCGCCGUCGGGUAACGAGGAGCCCUGCCUGCUGAAGAGGCUGCCCAACCGCCACAUCGGGAUCUCCUUCACCCCCAAGGAGGUGGGCGAGCACGUGGUGAGCGUUAAAAAGCAGGGGAAGCACGUGACCAACAGCCCCUUCAAGAUCAUGGUGGGCCAGUCGGAGAUCGGGGACGCCAGCCGGGUCAAGGUCUCCGGCAAGGGCCUGGUGGAGGGCCACACCUUCGAGGUGGCCGAGUUCAUCGUGGACACCAGGAACGCAGGGUACGGAGGUCUGGGACUGUCGAUCGAGGGUCCGAGCAAAGUGGAUAUAAACUGUGGAGACGUGGAGGACGGGACGUGCAAGGUGACCUACUGCCCCACCGAACCGGGCACCUACGUCAUCAACAUCAAGUUUGCCGAGAAGCACGUCCCAGGAAGUCCGUUCACUGUGAAGGUGACGGGAGAAGGAAGGAUGAAGGAGAGCAUCACCAGGAAGAGGCAGGCGCCCUCCAUCGCCACCGUGGGGAGCACCUGCGACCUCAACCUCAAAAUCCCAGGGAACUGGUUCCAGAUGAUGUCGGCCCAGGAGCGUCUGACGCGCAGCUUCACGCGCAGCAGCCACACGUACACGCGCACGGAGCGCACGGAGAUCAGCAAGACGCGCGCCGGCGAGACCAAGCGGGAGGUGCACGUGGAGGAGAGCACGCAGGUCGGCGGCGGCGGGGACCCCUUCCGAAACGUCUUCGGCGACUUCCUGGGCCGGGAGAGCCUGACCACCUUCGGCGGGAUCGCGCCCAGACAAGAGGGUGAGACGGGUACCCAGGAGAUGACGGCCCAGGUGACCAGCCCGGGCGGUAAGACGGCGGACGCGGAGAUCAUCCAGGGCGAGGACAGCACCUACAGCGUCCGCUUCGUGCCGCACGAGAUGGGCCCCCACACCGUCAGCGUCAAGUACAGGGGCCAGCACGUGCCCGGGAGCCCCUUCCAGUUCACCGUGGGGCCCCUGGGAGAGGGCGGGGCCCACAAGGUCCGGGCCGGGGGCACGGGGCUGGACCGGGGCGUGGCCGGAGUUCCAGCGGAGUUCAGCAUCUGGACUCGUGAGGCCGGUGCAGGCGGUCUCUCCAUCGCUGUGGAGGGCCCCAGCAAGGCUGAGAUCUCCUUUGAGGACAGGAAGGACGGCUCCUGUGGGGUGUCCUACAUGGUCCAGGAGCCAGGUGAUUACGAGGUGUCAAUCAAGUUCAAUGACGAGCACAUCCCCGACAGCCCCUUCGUUGUGCCCGUUGCCACGGUAUCGGACGACGCCCGACGACUCGCCGUCACCAGCCUCCAGGAGACAGGCCUGCAGGUGAACCAGGAAGCUUCGUUUGCGGUGCAGCUGAACGGAGCGAGGGGUGUGAUCGACGCCAAGGUGCACACGCCCUCUGGGGUGACGGAGGAGUGCUACGUCACCGAGCUGGACAGCGACAAACCCACGAUCCGCUUCAUCCCGCGGGAGAACGGCGUUCACUCCAUCGACGUCAAGUUCAGCGGCUCCCACAUCCCCGGCAGCCCCUUCAAGAUCCGCGUCGGGGAGCCGGGGCAGGUCGGGGACCCGGGGAUGGUGUCGGCCUUCGGACCUGGACUGGAGGGAGGCACCACAGGCGUGCCCUCUGAGUUUAUCGUGAACACGUGCAACGCGGGAUCCGGGGCCCUGUCCGUCAACAUCGACGGGCCCUCCAAGGUGAAGAUGGACUGCAGCGAGUGUCCCGAGGGGUACAAGGUGACGUACACGCCCAUGGCCCCCGGAAACUACCUCAUCUCCAUCAAGUACGGCGGGCCCCAGCACAUCGUGGGGAGCCCCUUCAAAGCCAAGGUCACAGGCGUCCGUCUCUCGGGAGGUCACAGUCUGCACGAAACCUCGUCCGUUCUCGUGGAAACCGUCACCAAGACGUCCACUAUGGCUGGGGCCUAUGGCGCUCUGCCCAAGUUCUCGUCCGACGCCAGCAAAGUGGUGUCCCGCGGGCCUGGGCUGACCAAGGCCUUUGUGGGCCAGAAGAACCUCUUCACUGUGGACUGCAGCAAAGCAGGCACAAACAUGCUGAUGGUGGGCAUUCAUGGACCCAAGACCCCCUGCGAGGAAGUGUACGUCAAACACAUGGGCAACAGGGUGUACAACGUGACGUACACGGUGCGGGAGAAGGGCGACUACAUCCUCAUCGUCAAGUGGGGGGACGAGAACGUGCCCGGGAGCCCCUUCCGCGUCUCUGUGCCCUAGAACACCCCCCCCCCCCCCGCACCCCCCCGCCCCCGC